Molecule: messenger RNA, 2306 nt
Organism: Macadamia integrifolia
Lineage: Eukaryota; Viridiplantae; Streptophyta; Magnoliopsida; Proteales; Proteaceae
Product: F-box/LRR-repeat protein 4
Exons: 8
Coding region: 234-2093 (619 amino acids)
Biological process (GO): SCF-dependent proteasomal ubiquitin-dependent protein catabolic process
Cellular component (GO): SCF ubiquitin ligase complex
Molecular function (GO): protein binding
Source: RefSeq, a predicted model, not a curated record
UACAAAACCUCUUUGCGGUUCGCACUAUAAAAUGGAUCCAUUUUCUCUGAAAGCGCUUCUAUUCCUUCGACGCUCUUUACGCACAAUUGCCUGGAGAGAGGGCUUCUACAGUCACUCCUUUGUAUCAUAACAGAGCUUCAAUCCUCGCUAUUCCGUAAAAAUUUUAGGUUUUUUGGAUUAAAUUCAUCAAAUAAUCACUGUAAAUUUGUUAUUUCUUCUUUUAAUUUUAUGUAAUGAGAGGUCAAGAUCUGAUAAACACGGUUCUCCCCGAUGAGAUGCUCGUGGAGAUUUUCUGUCAUCUUGAUGGCUUGAAAUCGAGCUGUGAUUCCUGCUCUCUUGUCUGCAAGAAAUGGCUAAAGAUCGAGAGGCUUAGCCGUCGCACAGUUCGGAUCGGAGCCUCUCGUAAUCCAGACGCGUUCGUGAAGCUUUUGGUUCAGCGAUUCGUCAACGUCAGGAAUGUUUAUAUCGAUGAGAGAUUGCCGGUUUCACCUCCUUUUCAGUUUGGGUACCCUAUAAUUCAUGGACCGCCUCCCGCUACUAAAAAAAGGCGUUAUAGUAAAAAUGCACGGUCAUCUUUGGAACCUCUUCAUGCGUCUAAGGACAGUCGGUCUGAAAGUCGUGACUUAGAGCCCUUCAGCUUGUCGGAUGCUGGUCUCGUUACUCUUGCCGAUGGCUUUGCGAGGCUUGAAAAGUUGAGCUUAGUCUGGUGCUCUAAUGUGACAAGUGUGGGGAUAAAAUCUGUUGCUGAGAAGUGUAAAUCCUUAAAAACUUUGGAUUUGCAGGGCUGUUAUGUUGGAGAUCAAGGUCUAGCUGCCAUCGGGGAAUGUUGUAAGCAACUUGAGGAUUUGAAUUUGCGGUUCUGUGAAGGCUUGACUGACACUGGUUUGGUUGAAUUAGCACGUGGCUGUGGGAAGUCACUAAAAGCCAUAGGCAUUGCAGUAUGUGCAAAAAUAACUGAUAUCUCAUUAGAAGCUGUGGGAUCUCACUGUACCCUUCUUCAGACACUGUCAUUAGAUUCUGAGUUCAUCCAGAACAAAGGUGUGCUUGCUGUAGCUAGAGGUUGCUCAUCCUUGAACGUUUUGAAGCUUCAGUGCAUUAAUGUAACGGAUGAGGCUCUGCUAGCUGUGGGUACCUUCUGUUCUUCAUUGGAAUUGUUGGCUUUAUACAGUUUCCAAAGGUUCACCGACAGGAGUCUUUGUGCUAUAGGCAACGUCUGUAAGAAGCUAAAAAGUCUUACUUUAAGUGAUUGCUAUUUCUUGAGCGACAAGAGUCUGGAAGCAAUUGCUACUGGCUGCGGUGAACUUGCACAACUUGAAGUUAAUGGCUGCCACAAUAUUGGAACGGCUGGACUGGAGGCUAUUGGAAGAUCUUGCCCAGGCCUUUCUGAGCUAGCUUUGCUAUACUGCCAAAGGAUUGGUAAUAGUGCUCUUUUUGAAGUUGGUAGAGGCUGCAAACUCUUACAAGCUCUUAACUUGGUAGAUUGUUCAAAUAUAGGAGAUGAUGCCAUAUGCAAUAUAGCUCAAGGCUGCCGGAACUUGAAGAAACUUCAUAUUCGUCGAUGUUAUGAGAUUGGAGAUAAGGGAAUCAUUGCAGUGGGUGAAAACUGUAAAUUUCUUACAGAUCUUAGCCUUCGAUUCUGUGAUAGGGUUGGGGAUGCAGCUCUUAUUGCUAUUGGUCAGGGCUGUUCUCUGCGAUAUUUGAAUGUCAGUGGGUGUCACCAAAUUGGUGAUGCUGGAUUAAUAGCCGUUGCACGAGGAUCCCCCGAACUUGUUUACCUUGAUGUGAGCGUUCUUCAGAAUUUGGGGGAUAUGGCGCUGUCGGAGGUAGGUGAAGGCUGCCCUUUACUCAAGGACAUAGUACUAUCUCACUGUCGACAAAUAACAGACGUUGGUUUAGCAUAUCUUGCUAAGAAAUGCACUAGGAUUGAGUCAUGCCAUAUGGUUUAUUGCCCAUUUAUAACUUCAGCUGGAGUGGCUACGGUGGUUUCAAGCUGUGUCAACAUUAAGAAGGUCCUGGUUGAGAAGUGGAAGGUCUCCCAAAGGACCAGGCGACGAGCAGGAUCUAUCCUUUCUUACUUGUGUAUGGACCUCUAAUUCUGGCUUUUAAUUUAUUAAUGGUCCUUGUAAUGGUCUUGUCUUGUGCACACGAAGUCCUGAUCCGAGAUGGCUCUAGAUGAGGUGGAAAUCAACUAUUGGAUUGGUGGGCAUAUAUGUGCACUUAUUUUGUUGUAUUGAUUAUAUCGAUUUGUUGUAUUCUUUUAUUUUCAUUUGUUUAAUUUUGUAACUUAAUCAAUGUUUUCACAUUUA